AUGUCGCUUGAUAAACACGCGAACAACCUGCAGAAUCUCUCGGUUUCUGAGCUGAAGCAUAUUUUAAGAUCCUACGGCAGAUCCACAAAAGGAAGGAAAUCUGUGUUGAUAAGUCGAAUCCAGAGCCAUCACAACCAGCGAAGCACUGCAGCUGGUAUCAUGGCCAAGAACAGCAGUCCCUCGGUCAGCUUUCACAGCAUGACCCUGACCUUAGAGAUGGAAAGGAAGGAGCGGGAGAAGAUCGUCUUGUGGAGGCGACCUGUGUUGACCUUGCAGUAUUUUGUGUAUGAAACGGUGGCACUUACAUCAGUUUUAGCUAACAGGUUAUACAAGAGAAAGAAAUCUGUUGCUUUAACUGUUCUGAUGUUGAUAGUCGCCUACAUAAUCUACCACAUGGAGGGACCCCAUCAGAAGGUUGUCCAAUCCGUAGAAAAAAAGCUUCUGUGGUGUGCCUAUUGGAUUGGAUUGGGGAUUUUAUCAUCCGUUGGGUUAGGGACGGGGUUGCACACUUUUCUUCUUUAUUUGGGUCCCCACAUUGCUGCUGUCACACUGGCAGCCUACGAGUGCAAGUCUGUGAACUUCCCCGAGCCUCCUUAUCCGAAUGAAAUUGUGUGUCCAGAGACACAGGACACCCGUCACAUGUCCCUGUGGGUCAUCAUGAGCAAGGUGCGCCUGGAAGCAAUCAUGUGGGGGGCUGGCACAGCUAUAGGAGAGUUGCCUCCCUAUUUCAUGGCACGAGCUGCCAGAUUGUCAGGUGUGGACCUGGAGGAUGAUGAGUUCGAAGAGAUCGAGGAGCUUCUUCAUGAUAAGACUCGACAUCCUGAAGAAAUGGGAUUUUUGGAGAAAGCCAAACUGUCCAUACACAACUUGGUCCAGCGAGUUGGCUUCUUUGGCAUUUUGGCAUGUGCUUCAAUUCCAAACCCAUUAUUUGAUCUAGCCGGGAUUACUUGUGGCCAUUUUCUCAUUCCAUUUUGGACAUUUUUUGGUGCCACACUCAUCGGCAAAGCCAUCAUUAAAAUGCAUAUUCAGAAAUUGUUCGUCAUCUUCAUCUUUAGUGCUCACCAUGUCGAGACUGUGGUGAAACUCAUUGGGCUGAUCCCCCAUUUCGGGAGACUCAUGCAGCAUCCGUUCCAAGAGUACCUGGAGAAACAGAAGCAGAAACUUCACCACAAGCCAGGCGCUGGGCAAGAAGAAGGGGGAGGCAACAUUCUGUCCUGGUGCUUUGAGAAGUUGGUGAUGUUCAUGGUGGCCUACUUUGUCCUGUCCAUCUUCAACUCAAUGGCCCAGAACUACCACAAAAGACUAUGCAAGAACAACCGAGCUGGCAAAAAGGCAGUUCGCCCGACGUAA
This is a messenger RNA of Candidula unifasciata, 1350 nucleotides long. Lineage: Eukaryota; Metazoa; Mollusca; Gastropoda; Stylommatophora; Geomitridae. The record is from the annotation of a GenBank genome assembly.